AUGGCAUCCGUAAUAACAUUGCCGUUCACCCUACCCUCCGCCCCAUCAGGCUGGACCAAACCAUCUGCCUCCAAACCCUCAGCCCCUACUCAAUUAACUCUGUAUCCCGCCGGUCCAUCGUUCAUCGGUGCAGCCAGAAGACAAAUACUCCAACGAUCAUUUGAAGAAGAUGAUAAAAACAUCAUCAAAGCUAGAGAAGAAGCCGAAGCUUCAAACGUAGAUAAAGGUGACGGAUCACUUUAUCCAGGUUUAGGUGAAGAAGAAGAACCUCAUCAUGUCUUGUCUCAAGAUCCAAAAGAAUGGAAAAAACAAGAUCAUUAUGCCGUUUUAGGUUUAGGUCACUUGAGAUAUAAAGCUCAUGAUGAACAUAUUAGAAUCGCUCACCGAAGAAAGGUUCUCAGACAUCACCCUGACAAGAAAGCUGCUCAACACGGUGCUAAUGAUGAUUCAUUCUUCAAAUGUAUCCAAAAAGCUCACGAAACUCUUACUCACUCUGACAAGAGAAAACAAUUCGAUUCAGUCGACUGGAACAUCGAAGAUGAAGUACCAGACCUCAAGUCACUCUCACCAGAAGAAUUCGUUUCUACUUGUAACAAGAUUUUCUCUAGAGAAGGUAGAUUCUCAAGAGUUCAACCCGUUCCUGAAUUCGGUAGCUUGGAUGCUCCUAAAAAGGAAGUUGAAGGAUUUUACGAUUUCUUCUACAACUUUGAUUCUUGGAGAUCUUUCGAAUGGCACGACAAAGAAGUCAACGAAGGUUCUGACAACCGAGACGACAAGCGAUUCACUGAAAAAAAAAACAAGUCUGAACGAACUCGAAGAAAGAAGGAGGACAACACCAGACUCCGAACCCUCGUUGACCAAGUUCUUGCUUUGGACCCUCGAAUCAAACGAAUCAAGGCUGAAGAGAAAGCUGCCAGAGAUGCUAAGAAGAAGGGUAGUGUAGCAAACGGUGCUCCUAAAGCUUUGACUCCAGCUCAAAAGAAGGCAGCCGAGGAACAAAAGAAGAAAGAGGAAGCUGAGAAGAAAGAGGCCGACAAAAAAGCCAAUGAGGCUUCCAAGGGAGAUAGAGAAGCUGCUAAGAAAGCUAAGGAAGCAGCCAGGAAGAACUUGAAGAAGUGGAAGAAGUCAAUCGCCACUAUCAUCUCUUCUUCAAAUUACUUCCAACCUGAAGGUCAAUCACCUUCAGCUGCAGUAGUUGAGAAACAACUCGCUGAACUUGAUAUCCUCGUUGAUAUCCUCGAACCUGAGGAGGUCAAAGAUCUCAAAGAGAAAAUUGAAAAGGCCGGAAACGGUGCACCUGCUAAGGCUGCUUUAGUAGAGAGUGUCAAAGCUGCUGGUGCAAAAGGUGAAGGUAAAUUCACAGAAUUUGCUUAG
Messenger RNA from Kwoniella shivajii, 1374 nucleotides. RefSeq lists its product as uncharacterized. Gene Ontology annotation, cellular component: cytosol. Lineage: Eukaryota; Fungi; Basidiomycota; Tremellomycetes; Tremellales; Cryptococcaceae. Gene Ontology annotation, molecular function: Hsp70 protein binding; ribosome binding. Gene Ontology annotation, biological process: 'de novo' cotranslational protein folding; regulation of translational fidelity. Bases 1 to 1374 code for a protein of 457 amino acids. The record is from RefSeq and is a predicted model, not a curated record. The transcript is spliced from 5 exons.